Messenger RNA from Funneliformis geosporum, 185 nucleotides. Lineage: Eukaryota; Fungi; Glomeromycota; Glomeromycetes; Glomerales; Glomeraceae. The record is from the annotation of a GenBank genome assembly.
UAGGAUGCCAAACAACUGCUUUCAAUCCAAUACAAUUAAGCAGUCUCACGAAUACACUUAAAGAUAAUAAAUUAUAUAUUUUAGCUCUAGCAUAUGCUGCUGCAUCCGUUAAUGGUAGCGCAAAUAAUAAACCAUUGUUUUUAUUUGAUGGAUUAACUUAUAGAAUAUUGGAGGAUCAUUAUUAA